Elgaria multicarinata webbii is the source of this 1780-nucleotide messenger RNA. RefSeq names its product polo like kinase 1 (gene PLK1). Bases 175 to 1701 code for a protein of 508 amino acids. Gene Ontology annotation, biological process: protein phosphorylation; mitotic spindle organization. Gene Ontology annotation, molecular function: protein serine/threonine kinase activity; ATP binding; protein binding. The transcript is spliced from 10 exons. Gene Ontology annotation, cellular component: nucleus; cytoplasm; kinetochore. The record is from RefSeq and is a predicted model, not a curated record. Lineage: Eukaryota; Metazoa; Chordata; Lepidosauria; Squamata; Anguidae.
AUCCCGGGGGUGCUGCUGGACCCGCGGAGCCGGCGGCGCUACUGGCUGGGCCGCUUCCUGGGCAAGGGCGGCUUCGCCAAGUGCUACGAGAUCACGGACGUGGAGAGCAAGGAGGUCUUCGCGGGCAAGAUCGUCUCCAAGUCGCUGCUGCUGAAGGCGCCGCAGAAGGAGAAGAUGUCCAUGGAGAUCGCCAUACACCGCAGCCUCGAGCACCGCCACGUGGUGGGCUUCCGCGGCUUCUUCGAGGACAGCAACUUCGUCUUCGUCGUCCUCGAGCUCUGCCGCCGACGGUCCCUGCUGGAGCUGCACAAGCGUCGAAAAGCGCUAACGGAGCCUGAAGCCCGGUAUUACCUGCGGCAGAUCAUCCUGGGUUGCCAGUACCUGCACACCAACCGAGUCAUCCACCGCGACCUCAAGCUGGGCAACCUGUUCCUUAAUGACGACAUGGAGGUGAAGAUAGGUGACUUUGGCUUGGCCACAAAGGUCGAGUAUGAUGGUGAGCGGAAAAAGACUUUGUGUGGGACACCCAACUACAUCGCCCCGGAGGUGCUGGGCAAGAAGGGCCACAGCUUCGAAGUGGACGUCUGGUCCAUCGGCUGCAUCAUGUACACCCUCUUGGUCGGGAAGCCGCCCUUUGAAACCUCCUGUCUGAAAGCAACAUACAUUCGAAUUAAGAACAACGACUACUCCAUUCCAACGCACAUCAACCCCAUUGCUGCUAGCCUUAUCCAGAAAAUGUUACGGUCCGACCCGGCUGCCCGCCCCACCAUUGACGAGCUGCUGAGUGACGAGUUCUUCACGACAGGCUACAUCCCUUCACGGCUGCCCACCACCUGCCUCACAGUCCCCCCCAGGUUCUCUGUGGCCCCGAAUGGGGUUGAGGCCAGUGGGAGAACACCGCUCUCAGUGGUUAACAGAGGACCAGAGAGCCCUGCGCUAGACAAGGUGCCUGAGAAGGAGGAAGAGGUGGCCAUCUGCAACCCCAGCGAGCCUGUGGACUACCAUUUGGCUGACCUGCUGCAGCAGCUGACUCUGGUCAACGCGUCCAAGCCCUCAGAAAGAGUCCCAGUCAGGCAAGAGGAAGCUGAGGACCCCGCCUGCAUCCCCAUCUUCUGGGUCAGCAAAUGGGUGGACUACUCGGAUAAGUAUGGCCUAGGCUACCAGCUGUGCGACAACAGUGUGGGGGUUCUUUUCAAUGACUCGACUCGUCUCAUCAUGUACAACGAUGGGGACAAGCUGCAGUACAUUAAAGAGAAUGGCUCCGAGUCGUACUUCAAUGUGCGUUCCUACCCAGAUGCUUUCAACAAGAAGGUCACGCUGCUGGAAUAUUUCCGGAAUUACAUGAACAAGCACUUGCUAAAAGCAGGAGCUGAUAUCAACCCCCGGGAGGGCGAUGAGCUGGCGCGGCUCCCUUACCUGCUCACCUGGUUCCGCACACGCAGCGCUAUCAUCCUGCACCUGAGCAAUGGUACCGUGCAGAUCAACUUCUUCCAGGACCACACCAAGGUCAUCCUCUGCCCCUUCAUGGCAGCCAUCACCUACAUCAACGAGAAGCGGGAGUUCUGCACCUACAAGCUCGCCCUGCUUGAGGAGUUUGGUUGCUGCACGGAGCUGGCCAGCCGCCUCCGCUACGCCCGCACCAUGGUGGAGAAGCUGCUGAGCUACAAGUCUGAUGCUGCCUGCGUGAAGCCUUCCGGCUAGAGCCCAGCUGCGGAGGACGGGCUUCCCAUUCCGGAACUGUUUGGGGCUGUGGUGGCGGUGCUUUCCAGCCCAGCUAGAC